Messenger RNA from Hordeum vulgare subsp. vulgare (domesticated barley), 2232 nucleotides. RefSeq names its product subtilisin-like protease 4. Gene Ontology annotation, biological process: proteolysis. Lineage: Eukaryota; Viridiplantae; Streptophyta; Magnoliopsida; Poales; Poaceae. Bases 1 to 2232 code for a protein of 743 amino acids. The transcript has a single exon. Gene Ontology annotation, molecular function: serine-type endopeptidase activity. The record is from RefSeq and is a predicted model, not a curated record.
AUGGCAAUGGCGCCCGUAGCACUUGCACUCUGCCUGUGUGCCACCGUCCUCCUCUCCACUCCACCACCCGCCCAUUCCUACACCGACCACUCAUCCUCCCCUCCGAGCCCCGUGGCAGCAGAGCCGACGUCGUCGUCCUCGGAGUACAAGACGUACAUCAUCCUGCUCAAGCCUCGAGCGGACGCCCAUGUCAUGGACGACGAAGCGCGCCAGGGCUGGUACCGGUCCUUCCUCCCCGACGACGUGACCGCCCACGGCGAGCCGCGGCUCGUCCGCUCGUACAAGACCAUCUUCCACGGAUUCGCCGCCUUGCUGACCGAGGAGGAGCUGGACGCCGCGUCCAGGAAACCCGGCUUCGGGCGCUGGUUCCCGGACGAGAUGAUGUACCCCACGACGACCCGCACGCCGGAGUUCCUCGGUCUGACCAAGGACGCCGGCAUGUGGGCGCAAUCCAGCUACGGCAAAGGGAUCAUCAUCGGGGUGAUCGACUCCGGCAUCGACUCGCGCCACCCCUCCUUCGGCGACGCGGGCGUCUCGCCGCCGCCCGCCAGGUGGAAGGGCGCGUGCACGGGCACGGACAGGGGCGUCCGCUGCAACAACAAGCUUAUCGGCGUCAGGUCCUUCGUGGACUACAACCCUGCCGAUGAGACCGGCCACGGCACGCACGUGGCGUCCAUUGCGGCGGGCAACUUCGUCGCCAAUGCCUCGUCGUCCCACGGACAGGCCGCCGGGACGGCCGCCGGGAUCGCUCCCGGCGCACACCUGGCCGCGUACAAGGCCUGCAGACCUAGCGGGUGCCUCCGUUCGAACGUGGUUGAUGCGAUGGACACGGCGGUGCGCGAUGGGGUCGAUAUCAUCUCCAUCUCCCUCGGUCGUAAAGCGGGAGUACCGCUCAACAAGGACGUUGUGGCCAUCGGCGCAUUCCGCGCGGUUGCCAAGGGCGUCGUCGUCGUUACCUCUGCUGGCAACGACGGCCCCGAUCCGUCCACCGUCAAGAACGACAUGCCGUGGGAGAUCACGGUGGGCGCCGGGUCGGUGGACCGGAGGCUCGCCGCCGACCUUGUGCUGGAGUCGGGCGACAUGGUCGAAGGAGAGGCACUGGUGCAGGGGAUGAACUCGACAGCUUUCCAACCCCUCCACUACCCCGGCGAGGGUAACCUGUGCAAGAACGUGAGCGCUCAACGCACGAGGGGCCACAUCGUGAUAUGCGAUGAAGCCAGGGUUAACGUUGCCGCUCAGGCCCGCAUCAUCAAAAACCUCUACGACAAUGGUGCGGCUCACGUCGUGCUGAUCGGCCGGGAGAAAUCUGGUUUCUCCUUGAGCUUCAGGGAGUACGGGUCCUCCGUCGUGCAGGAGCCCGCCGCCGUCGGCCACAAGCUCAAGGAUUACAGCCGGUAUCCGGACGCCGCGGCGCAGGCGUUCUUCAAGGGCACGCGGGUCGGCGUCGGUCAGUCGCCCACGGUCGCCCACUUCUCCAGCCGAGGCCCGAGCCGCACCAACCCACACAUCUUGAAGCCUGACAUCCUGGCGCCGGGGCUCAACAUCCUCGCCGCCGCGACGGCGAGUCCAGACCGGGGGCCUUUCAGAUUCAAGUCAGGGACGUCGAUGGCGGCGCCGCACAUCAGCGGCGUGGUCGCACUUCUCAAGAGCGUGCACCCGGAGUGGUCGCCGGCGGCGAUCAGGUCCGCCAUAAUGACCACGGCAGAUGACCUGGAUAACGACGGCAACCGGAUCAUGGACGAGAAGCACCAGCCGGCGAGAGCCUUCGCUGCAGGCGCGGGGCAAGUCAACGCUACGCGGGCUGUCGAUCCGGGGCUGGUCUAUGACAUGGAGGUCAGAGACUACGCCGGCUACGUUUGCCAUCUUUUCGCGACGCUCGACGACGACGACGACUACGCCGUGCAAGACAUCAUCCAGGACUUGAGCUUGAAUUGCAAGACCGUGGCCCAUCUGUCGGACUUCGAGCUCAACUACCCCAGCAUCGUGGUGCCGGCGAACACCACGGUGCGGCGGACGCUGACGAACGUGGGUCCGGCGGGGGAAUACACCGGCAGGUUGUCCAUGGCCCGUGACGUGGGGCUGGAUUUCUCGCCCAAGUCGCUGUCCUUCUCGCGGCCCGGGGAGAAGCUCACCUUCAAAGUGAGCCAACAUGGGCUGGAGGUUGCAGAAGGGUUUUUGAUCUGGGAGUCGGAUACGCACACGGUCCAAAGCCCCCUCGUCGUCGUGCACUGA